AUGGGCGGCGGCGCGGAGGCGACAGAGCAGGCGCGCGGGCAGCAGCGCCCGACGAUAUCGAUCGCGGUGCCGGGGUCCAUCAUCGACAACACGCAGUCGCUCGAACGCGCCACCGCCGUAGCGGGGCAGAUCGCGCGCGCCGCCGUCAUUUUCAAGGUGCACGAGGUGGUCGUGUACGACGACUGGGACGCGGAGGGCGACUCGAGCGCGCCGCGCGGGUGGCGCGGGGAGCGCUUCUCAGGGUCCGCGGGGUCGUUCCUUGCGCGCGUGCUACAGUACCUCGACACCCCGCAGUACCUCCGCCGCGCGCUCAUCCCGCUCACGCCGGAUUUGCGCCUCGCGGGGCUUCUUCCGCCACUGGACGCGCCGCACCACGCGCGCAUGCACGAGUGGCCGGAGUUUCGCGAGGGCGUGGUGGUGGCGGACGGGGAGGGGGAGGGGGGAGGCGCGCGCGCAAGGGGGAGCUGCGCCGUGGACGUGGGGCUGCAGCAGAGGGUGCGUGUGCGAGGAAGCUUCUCGGAAGGCACGCGGCUGACAGUGGCCAUGGGGCUUGUCGCUGAGCGAGAGAAGGUGUUUCAGCCAGAGCACGGCGAUGUGAAGGAGAUCGGGCAGUUCAAACUGCCUCCCUUCCGGCAUUUAUUGGUGGUGUUCGGGGGCGUGGCGGGGUUGGAGGAGGCGUGUGAGGGCGACGAGGGGCUGGCGGCGGACAGCAGGGACCCGCGGCAGCUGUGCCAGCUGUACCUCAACACGUGCCCCUUCCAGGGCUCGCGCACCAUCCGCACUGAGGAGGCGGUGCUCAUCUCUCUGGCGUACAUCGCAGCGCUCAUGCCGUGA
Closterium sp. Yama58-4 is the source of this 834-nucleotide messenger RNA. The record is from the annotation of a GenBank genome assembly. Lineage: Eukaryota; Viridiplantae; Streptophyta; Zygnematophyceae; Desmidiales; Closteriaceae.